Salvelinus fontinalis (brook trout) is the source of this 1021-nucleotide messenger RNA. RefSeq names its product stonustoxin subunit beta-like. Gene Ontology annotation, molecular function: protein binding. The coding region runs from base 216 to 773 and encodes 185 amino acids. The record is from RefSeq and is a predicted model, not a curated record. NCBI's taxonomy places the organism in Eukaryota, Metazoa, Chordata, Actinopteri, Salmoniformes, Salmonidae. The transcript has 3 exons.
AUGUGACUCUUUGCAGGCUGUCAGGCUGUCUAGUCACAGAGGAAGGCUGUGCUUCUCUGGUCUCAGCUCUGAGGUCAAACCCCUCACACCUGAGAGAGCUGGAUCUGAGCUACAAUCACCCAGGAGACUCAGGAGUCAGACUGCUCUCUGCUGGACUGGAGGAUCCACACUGCAGACUGGAGAAACUGAAUGUGGAACAUGGUGGAGAGAACACAAUGAAACCUGGGCUUAGAAAAUAUGUCUGUGAUCUCACACUGGACCUAAACACAGUAGACAGACUCCUCUCUCUGUCUGAGGAGAACAGAAAGGUGACAUGUAGGAGAGAGAAGCAGCCGUAUCCUGAUCACCCAGAGAGAUUUGAAAACUAUGAACAGGUGCUGUGUAGAGAGGGUCUGACUGGGCGCUGUUACUGGGAGGCAGAGUGGAGUGGGAGAGGGGCUGAUAUAGGAGUGACAUAUAAAGGAAUCAGCAGGAGAGGAAGGGUUAAGGACUGUUGUCUUGGAUACAAUGACAUGUCCUGGAGUCUGCGCUGCCAUGACAACAGUUACACUGCCUGGCACAAUAAUAUCUUCACUAACAUAGACGUCCUCCCCUCCUCCAGCCCCCACAGAGUAGGAGUGUAUCUGGACUGGCCAGCCGGCACUCUGUCCUUCUAUAGAGCCUCCUCUGACACACUGACCCACCUGAUCACAUUAACCUCCACAUUUACUGAGCCCCUCUAUCCAGGGUUUCAUCUUUGGGGUUGUGGCGACUCAGUGUCCCUCUGUCAGUGAUACACACACAUUGGACACACACACAGACUGGACACACACACACAGACUGGACACACACACACAGACUGGACACACACACACAGACUGGACACACACACACAGACUGGACACACACACACAGACUGGACACACACACACAGACUGGACACACACACACACACACAGACUGGACACACACACACACACAGACUGGACACACACACACACAGACUGGACACACACACACACAGACUGGACACACACACACA